UAACCACAGAAGUUUAGACCAACUGUUAGCAAGCAAGCGUGGAUUUGUGCAACGCAACUUUGUGUUGCCUUAUCAUGCACUGUGGGCUUCUGUUAAAUUUAACGAUUUUUUUUUCUUCCGUGGCACAUUGGUCCGAAAACACACUACUUUGCUACGUACUGUGCUAUUCCCAUAAGGCGCUUUGAUGCGAAAACACAUCCUCGCGGGGGUAGGAACGUGACCUCCUAGUUACAAGAAGUAUUUACUUCGCACUCUCACAUCGACGGCAAUGUCACGUUUUGAGCUGGAGCCCGUGGACGGCGGCAGUUCUAUACCACUGCCUCCUGGGGAAACCGUACUUGGAAGAGGUCCAUUUUUCGGGGUUAGCGAUAAAAGAGUCUCCAGGCAUCAUGGAUUAUUGGAAAAUCAGGGGGGGCAGCUGCGCAUCAAACCUACCCACCUGAAUCCCUGCUUCUGCCAGUCAUCCCUGGAGGACCGCCCGGAACCGCUGGAAAGAGACCAGUGGCACACGCUGCUGCCCGGGGACCUUUUCUCCCUCCUCCCUGGGAAAUACAUCUACAGGGUGGUGUCCAUCAGCACCGACAGCACUCAAAGAAAUAGUCAAUGUUUAGAAGAUGAAGAGCCACCCUCUACAUCCCCUAAACCACAUGAGGAGCCAGUGCACCCCCAGCCACCGAAUGGACAGAGUGACCUGACCCAAAGUGUCACCCGAAAAACGCAGCCGACAGGAUCAGCGCCAGCUUGCUCGGGUGAGAAGGAAGAGGGAGCCGAAACGCAGGCUCCUCACUCUCAGAAACAGCCCAGCGCGGGAUAUUCUGGAUCAGGAAGCGAGGACCGCCCCAAGCCGGAGCAAAGGAAAAGGGUGCUGCCUGCCUGGAUGAUGACCGCUGCUCCAGAUGUCAAGAGCCCCUCGACGUGUAAAGGUGGCAUGAGAAGAGGCAGGGAGAGGGCCAUGCCCACACAGGCCAAGCAGCCUCGCCCGAAACAGGUCAGGGGAAGGACGGUCUCCUCGGGAGAGGAAUCGGAGCAGGCCGAAGUGGAACGUACGCCCAGGAAAAGGGCAAAGAGGAUUCGGAGCGACGAAGGGGAGGAGACAAAACCCAAGCCCGUGAUUUCAUCAGCAGUGGAGGCCAGGCGACCAGCAAGGCCCAGCAGAGAUGAGACAGGGGAAGAGUCUGACGAUGUGCAAGAGGAGAAGGGGACAGUGAGCGGAGGGUCUGCUCUCAGGGCCAGUGCUCCCCGGAGGAGGCGGGGAGAGGAGCCCAAAGACAGUGGAGAGAAGGAGCGUCGCCCUCAGGGCAGAAUCGUUGAGGCAGGGGGUCAGGAAGUGAACUGUGCAGUGUCAGUGGGGCAGUCAACGGGCAGCUUGGGCCCCUCUCAGGCCAAGGCCCAUCCCAGAACCCCCUGUCCCUAUGGAAAGGACUGCUACAGGAAGAACCCAGUCCAUUUUCAGGAAUGCAGUCACCCCGGCGACAGUGAUUUUGAGGAAGGGGCGGGUAAGGAGGAGGAAGGGGAGGAUGAUGACAGACCGGAGUGUCCGUACGGCACCUCCUGCUACAGGAAGAACCCCCUGCACAAAAAAGAAUACAAACAUACCAAGGACCCAGCUAAAAGUGCUCCUUUGGAUGAUGACGAUGGGGAGAUUGAUGAUGAUGACAGCUUCAUAAACGACGACAGUGAGGACAUUGACGAGGAUUCUGAUUAUGUGCCUCCCGAGUCAGACGACAGUGCUACGGAGGAUAUUGAAAGGCUCAAGAAGGAAGCCAAGGCCUUUCUGAGGAGGAAAAAAUGA
Megalops cyprinoides (Indo-Pacific tarpon) is the source of this 1792-nucleotide messenger RNA. RefSeq names its product aprataxin and PNKP like factor (gene aplf). Gene Ontology annotation, molecular function: protein binding; DNA-(apurinic or apyrimidinic site) endonuclease activity; 3'-5' exonuclease activity. The transcript has 11 exons. Bases 269 to 1792 code for a protein of 507 amino acids. The record is from RefSeq and is a predicted model, not a curated record. Gene Ontology annotation, biological process: double-strand break repair. Gene Ontology annotation, cellular component: nucleus; site of double-strand break. NCBI's taxonomy places the organism in Eukaryota, Metazoa, Chordata, Actinopteri, Elopiformes, Megalopidae.